Messenger RNA from Peromyscus californicus insignis, 857 nucleotides. It is a transcript of the gene Rpl32, whose product is annotated as ribosomal protein L32. Lineage: Eukaryota; Metazoa; Chordata; Mammalia; Rodentia; Cricetidae. The transcript is spliced from 4 exons. Gene Ontology annotation, molecular function: structural constituent of ribosome. The coding region runs from base 372 to 779 and encodes 135 amino acids. Gene Ontology annotation, cellular component: ribosome; cytosolic large ribosomal subunit. The record is from RefSeq and is a predicted model, not a curated record. Gene Ontology annotation, biological process: translation.
CUGCAUCGCCGGCCAUCCGUCCGUCUGUGGGUUCGGCGCGGCCCUGUCGCCGGGUGGGAAGAGGCCUUGGCACCGCCAGGCGGGGAACCCUCGGCGUCGGACUCCGCGCUGGCGCCGCAGUGGCGAGCGCGCACGGGCCGGGCCUACUGGCCGCUCGAGCUGCUACGGAGUGCGCCCAGGGCCAGUCGGCGGCCCGGGCCGGGUUUGCUGCCAUGCGGACGGUGGACUUGGGAUGACGCACGCCGUUUUCCCGGCACUCCCUGGCCGGCGGGUCGCUUGUUAGCGGCUUUGGUAGCGGAAAGGGCCGCCGCGGUCUUGCCUUCGAGGUGCCAGGGAGCAGAGACGCUUGCUGAAGAUGUUUGUUGGGCAUCAUGGCUGCCCUCCGGCCUCUGGUGAAGCCCAAGAUCGUCAAAAAGAGGACCAAGAAGUUCAUCCGGCACCAGUCAGACCGAUAUGUCAAAAUUAAGCGAAACUGGCGGAAACCCAGAGGUAUCGAUAACAGGGUGCGGAGAAGAUUCAAAGGCCAGAUCCUCAUGCCUAACAUUGGUUACGGGAGCAACAAGAAAACCAAGCACAUGCUGCCUAGCGGCUUCCGGAAGUUUCUGGUCCACAAUGUCAAGGAGCUGGAAGUGCUGCUGAUGUGCAACAAAUCUUACUGUGCUGAGAUUGCUCACAACGUUUCCUCCAAGAACCGAAAAGCCAUCGUGGAAAGAGCAGCACAGCUGGCCAUCAGAGUCACCAACCCCAACGCCAGGCUUCGCAGCGAAGAAAACGAGUAGAUGGCUUGCCUCUGUGCUUUAUUUGUGUUUAAAUAAAACCACAAAAACUGCCGCCUUGGCAUUUUCUGCCUUUUUGGA